This is a messenger RNA of Vicia villosa (hairy vetch), 3641 nucleotides long. RefSeq lists its product as uncharacterized. Gene Ontology annotation, molecular function: ATP hydrolysis activity. Bases 688 to 3591 code for a protein of 967 amino acids. The record is from RefSeq and is a predicted model, not a curated record. The transcript has 2 exons. Gene Ontology annotation, biological process: recombinational repair. Lineage: Eukaryota; Viridiplantae; Streptophyta; Magnoliopsida; Fabales; Fabaceae.
GGUACACACACCAAGUGUUUGAUUAAUUGUAUUAUAUGUUUUGUCAGAGAAAUCAAUAUUGUAAGUUGAAUUCAAACCUUGAAGAAUCAACCCUCACGUUAGAUUCCCUGCAACCCUAUUCAACACUGUCUGUGAGAGAGAGAAGUGUAUACAGAGAAGGGCCAUGUGAAUUUUCUCUCUCCCUUUCAAAGUACAUUUUGAAGUUGAAAUAAUCACUUUUUUUCAGCUUAAAAUAGUAGAAAGCUGAGGAAAAAAACUUGCAUUGGUUCAGAGCAGAAGCAUAUAUUAGCAUCAUUAUCAUCAAAUCAACCAUUUCCUGGUUUGAAAAAAGUUUGCAUGUGCAAGUGCGACUGGAGUAAAGUAUCUGUAGCACCGAAACCUCUGAAAAAAGAUGUAUCAGUGUCCAUCGUGUCAAUGUCAUUAUCUUGUCAUUCAUAGUUGGAUACUAAAAUCCAAGCUAUGUGUAUGAGUGUUUUCAUCAUUGUCUAACAUUGCAGAAAAUAAUGGUUUUUGUCAGAUUCAAUCAGACACAUUAUUGUUAUUCAGGUCUUGAGUUUUCCUGCAGCAAAUAAUGGUACCUUUGAAUGAAACCUAUACCCUACCUAGAGUUAUUUGCACCAACCACUUGUGCUAGACUUGAGGGAUUCAUUUUUUUUUAGCCAUCUUUGAAUUGAAGAGUUCUUAUUCAUGGAUAUUGAAAGUAAGAUAGUGAACCCUAGUAACACUAACACACUCAAAAUUAAGAUUAGUAGCAAAAAGCAAAGUGAAGAGAGUUCAAGUUUACCUUCACCAAACACAAAAACUUCCAUAGAAUCAUCAUCAUCACCUUAUGAUCAAUCUCCUCUUGUUUCACCACCUUCAUCAGCAUUUGUUUCAGCAUUGCAAUCUCCAUACAUAUCUCCAAGAGCCACAAUUCCAAACCCUAAUAGUACUACUUCCACCACCCCAGAAGAUGUUCCUAGUAGUUCCUACACUCCUCCUUCUGACCCUUAUGAGUUUUCUGAUGACACUUCUGAUACAAUGCUCAAGUUUAUGACAUGUGUUCCUGAAACAGUUCCUCCAAGAAUCUCAUUCUCAUUUCCAGUUCCUAGGGUUUCCUUUGGGAAAACCUCUGUCUCCCCUGCUACUAGAAAUUCCAAACUUGGAAGCUGUGAUGUCUACAUUGGAUUCCAUGGACAAAAUCCGAAUCUUAUUCGCUUCUGCAAGUGGCUUAAAUCUGAGCUUGAGCUUCAAGGGAUUGAUUGUUUACUUGCUGAUAGGUCAAAGUAUUCAGAUAUUCAAAGCCAUGAGAUUGCUGAUAGAGUCAUUUGCUCGGUCGCGUUCGGUUUAGUGAUCGUUACAAGUUCGAGUUUCCUCAACCGGUUAAGCAUGGAGGAGGUUAGAUUCUUCGCUCAAAAGAAGAAUUUGAUUCCUAUAUUCUUUGAUACAUUGCCUGCUGAGAUUAUGUCACUUCUUAAUUGCAAUUCAAUUGAUAAAGAAAGUAAAGAAGCGAUCGACGGACUAGUGAAAUGCAAUGAGUUCGGUUUAGAAGCUAAUGAUGGUAAUUUGAGAAGUUCGAUAUCGAAAGUUUCGAGUAUUUUAAGAGCGAGACUUGGUAGGAAGAAUGUUGGUCAUAAGGAUAAUCAUAAUAUGCUAGGAUUUGAAGAUUUAUUACCUUUUCCAAGGAAUGAAUACUUUGUGGGAAGAGAGAAAGAGAUUAUGGAGAUUGAAGGUUUACUUUUCGGAAAUCGGAGUUUUUGUAUGGAGCAACAAGUUCAAGAUCAUUGUAGAGCAAGUGGUGGUGGACAAAGUGAAGGCCUUGCAGAUGAAGAAAGUGAAGCUACGGUUGGAAAAGGCGGUGGUGGAAGGUAUAUAAGCUUAGAGAUAGGGAGGAACAAAGAACCGAAUUUAGAAGCAUGGAUUGAGCAACCGAUUAUAGGAAACAAUUCAUUGAAGAGGUUGAAGAACAAGAAGUCGAAAAAUGGAAGCUACAAUAAGAGUUUAUGUGGUAAUAGCAGCGUGAUUUGCAUUAGUGGAGUCUCUGGUAUUGGAAAAUCUGAAUUGGCGUUAGAAUUCGCUCAUAGAUAUUACCAAAGGUACAAGAUGGUUUUGUGGAUUGGUGGUGAAGCUAGGAAUCUUAGGCAGAACAUAUUGAACUUGUCGAGAAAUUUCGGUUUAGAUGUUGGUGCCGAUUCCGAGACAGAAAGAGGUAGAAUUCGAAGCUUUGAGGAACAAGAAGUAGAAGCGUUCAAGAGAAUCAGGAGGGAACUUUUCGGCGACACGCCUUACUUGUUGAUAAUUGAUAAUCUUGAGACUGAAGAGGAAUGGUGGGAAGGAAAAGAUUUGUAUGAUUUGAUACCGAAAAACAACACAGGAGGGACUCAUGUCAUUAUUACUACGAAGCUUUCCAAGGUAAAGAACUAUGACACAAUUCAUCUUUCUCCGUUGCCGUUAUCUGAUGCAAUGAUUUUGAUAAGAGGAAGAAAAAGAAAAGAGUAUUCGAUAGAUGAAGUAAACAUCCUCGAAAAAUUCUACGAGAAACUUGGUAGAUUAAGCUUUGGUUUGACGAUGAUUGGUUCAUUGUUGUCCGAACUUGCAAUUAGUCCUUCUGCACUCUUCGAGUCCAUUAACCAAGCUCCGCUGAAUGAAGAUUCAAGAUCUGGUUAUUCGAGUACUGCACAAGAACAAUGGUGCAAGAACAAUCUUUUCCUCAUGAAGACUUUUCUUUUUUGUUUCGAAACUUUGGUGAAAACAAAGGCGAAAGGGAAUGUUCUUGCUAUAAGAAUGCUUCUAGUUGGUGGUUGGUUUUCUCCUGCUCCAAUUUCAGUCAGUUUGUUAAUCAAUGCAGCGAAGAGUGAAAAUCAUCUCAAGAAGUGGACAAACUGUACAAGCCUGACAUCGAGUUGUUUAUCACCGGGCACAUGGAAAGAUGAAGAAGACUCGGCUAUGCUUCUCGUGAAAUUCGGACUAGCGAAAAGGACUAAUCUGCACGAUGAUGGAAUUUGGCUUCAUUUCCAUUCCAUAACACAAACAUUCGCUAAAAGAAAAGGCGGGUUGAAAUACGCAAAGGCUGCGAUUCAAGGAGUAAGAAAAAUGAGCAACCAUGUAAUCUCAGAUCAUUUAUGGGAAUCAGCAUUUCUUGUCUUUGGAUUCAAAUCCGAGCCACCGGUCGUGGAGCUAAAGGCAACGGACAUGGUUAUGUACAUCAAAAGAACAGCUCUACCGCUCGCGAUUCAAGCCUUCGCAUUGUUUUCGAGAUGCAACUCGUCUUUAGAACUCUUGAAAGUUUGCACCAAUGCACUUGAAGAAGUUGAGAAAUCAUUUGUGACGCAAAUACAAGAUUGGUCUCAUGACUCAAUUUGUUGGAAGAAAAGGUUGCAAAGAAGACAAAAAGUUGAUGAAUAUGUGUGGCAAGAUGUUACCUUAUUGAAGGCAACAUUGCUUGAGACUAGAGCUAAGUUGUUAGCUAGAGGAGGAGAGUUAGAUAGUGGUAAGGAACUUUGUAGAACAUGUAUUAGUAUUAGAACUGUGAUGCUUGGACAUAACCAUGCACUAACCUUAGCUGCUCAAGAGACAUUGGCUAGGUUGGUGAGAAUGAGGAGUAAGAUAUGAUUAUGAAUAUGUUAUGUUCAUUGCAAGUAGUAUUAAUUAAAUAGUCUAAU